This is a messenger RNA of Strongylocentrotus purpuratus (purple sea urchin), 3084 nucleotides long. RefSeq lists its product as uncharacterized. Gene Ontology annotation, molecular function: tumor necrosis factor receptor binding. NCBI's taxonomy places the organism in Eukaryota, Metazoa, Echinodermata, Echinoidea, Camarodonta, Strongylocentrotidae. The transcript has 6 exons. Gene Ontology annotation, cellular component: membrane. Bases 468 to 1505 code for a protein of 345 amino acids. The record is from RefSeq and is a predicted model, not a curated record. Gene Ontology annotation, biological process: immune response.
AGUCCCAAAGUCUAAAUGAUUUGCUAACGUCACGCAAUUUGUUGCAUGCUCCGAUAGAUUCUACACACAACAACCAGGCUCUUUAGUGAUCCUGGUUUAGGGGCCCUCAUCAUAACAGACACUGAGUUGGAAUAGCGUUUUACCAUUACCUUUUGCGCUCUUUAGAAGGCCCAUACCACCGUCCCAUUCGGUUGAGCUUGCUGCUUCUCGAAAGCAAUGGUUCCCGAUGCGCUUGUGAUGAAGGACUUCGCAAGGAUCAAGUAGAUCAAUGAAUUCGUUGAAUUUCUUUGCGCGUGUAUCUCUGAUUUCCAGCCCCAUUGUUGGUUGCGAAGCAGGAUAGCUUAACCAGUGCUUGGAUAUUCCGAAUUUAAAUUCCACUUUGCUUGUUAGAGGAUAGGUCGUGACGGCUUGAUACAAGAACUUUCUGUUUCAUUCAUUUCAUCUCCAGUUCUUAACUUCGCAAAAAGAUGGAUCAGAAUCUGCUUCCUCCGUACGCGCCAACAACCGUGGACCUUAUGUCGCCACCGGGAAAGUUGCCGCAGAGAUUCCCGUCAUUGGCGUCUAAAUGGACGGAGCCACAUCAGACAGGCGUAUCAAGAGACGAUCGCUCCAAGGGAAGUUUGUGUCGCACUAUCGUACUGUGUGUUCUGGCUCUGGCCGUCUGCGCUGGCUUCGUCAUGCUCUACCUUCAAAUGAGGGACCUCGAACGACAGGUCCACCAGCUAAGAGAGCUUACCUACGAAGCCCAAAGUUACGGGUCAUCUGACGACGAAGAAACGCAACCAGGUCGGUCGCCCCAUUCCCGAGAACCUGAAAAGAACCCAUUUCGAUUCCCCGGAGAUGGCGACAGGUAUCCCGACGAUGAGGAUAACGAUGAUGAUUUCACACACUUCAAGGGGCAUGCGAGAGGGAGGAGAUCAACCAAUGAUCAGGUCCCUUCACGAGGGCGUGUGAUGCACACUCGAAUGAGGCAAGAAGGUGAGCCAUCGGCACAUGUUGUUCCUCUCAUCUCCCCUAACGCGCAACAAAACAACAACUUCUAUCCCACAAGUGCAUGGUUUGUGUGGACGGACCAAGUGAACAGGAUCUCUCAUGCGACCAUCCCUCUUUCCAAUACGGGUAAAUUCCUGCUAGCUCCUCACUCCGGCUACUACUUCAUCUACAGCCAAGUCACGCUAGAGUCGUGCAACAAUGAUUCGGAUACCGAUGGACGAGGACACAGUCUCUAUGUGAAAACCACGUGUGGGCGUGACACGGAGCAGGAGUUGACUUAUACAGUUACAACUCCGUAUAACAGGAACCUAGGCUGUACUUAUGACACUGGUUACAUCGGGGGUGUAUACUACCUUGAGCAGCACGACCAUGUAGGAGUGAAGCCGUACGUCCCCCCAGGAUCCAUGCGGUCUCGUAUCUUCCUCAAACUAAGCAACUCAUACUUCGGCAUGAUCCUGAUUUCUAAAUUCCCACAAGGAACACAGCGCCGCUGUUAUCCUCGUUCGUCUUAAUUUGCAAUGAUCUUGUUGGCUUGCAACGAACAGUCACGUAUCACGUAUCAUGUUCACGUUCACGUCUUGCGCCCUUUCGUGAUACGUGGCUGUUCUUUGCAAGAAAUCUUGUUUCCUCUACGUUUUAGAGACCCUUAUUUAUUGUUCAUCUUGAUCUUCACGAGCUUUAAAGUACUAAAUAACCCCCAAUACCCUUUGCACACAAAGAGUUAUUUGGUUGACGCAAGACUGCGUCAGCGAGUGUUGCUGACGCGCCAUCCAUGUGAGAGUUGGAUCGUACACAAAGUGAUUGCUAAAACAGUGGUUUAAAUCAUUGGCUGACGGGCAAAUUGCCGUAGCCUGCUUGAUUAGCGCAGGAAAUAACGCAAUCGAAUUGACGCUCUAUAUGCAUUGGGCAUUCAGGAUCAACUAUUUAUUAGCUGCAGAUAUUCAACGAUUCAUCCUUUUUGAAUUCUCGUCAACCAGGCGAGCAUUCUAAGAAUUUAUUUGAGAAGGGAAUUUCUUUACCAAAUUUAAACGAGUGUUUUACAUGGAAUACAUCCUUUAAAACACAAUUUUUUUAGAGAAAUAUCAGACAGGAAUCUGUUUAAUUUAUUAGAAGGUUAUUCUUGACAUUUUCAAGAGGUGAAAAUCGUGAAAUUGAAGAAAACAUGAAAUGUUAGACAUUCUUUUUUUAAAUAUCGAGGGAGGUUUGUAGCUUGCUCUUCCACUCUUGAAACCCAAUCGCGACGCGAUGCCGAGUUCACUCUGGUGUCGAGUUCGCCCUGGGGUCGAGUUAAACAAACACCUUUUGUAUGCAUCAUUAUGAUGAACAUUAUGCUCUCUAUCAUGCUUCUUAAUCUUAUAUAUUCUUUGUUUAUUUAUUAUUUCAUAUUAUGCUUGAUAUUCUUUGCAACUACACAGUUGUUAUUGACUUGUCUCCGUUAAAUUUCAAAUUGUUAUUCUCAUAAUUGUAUUGGAUUUCGUUCAGGAUCGAAAAGAAUUAUUUGUUUGUUACCAUGCAUUAAAACAUGAGAGCACCUUAUUUUUGUACACGGCUAUACGAUAUCUAAUAUAAAAUGUAAACAGUGUUAUUGUAUAAUCAAAUUUAUAUGAACUUUACAUAAUUAUAUUAACUGUAUUAAAAUCAUUGAUCGUUUAGAAGAAAGCAGCUUGGGACGUAUAUUAAGAUAUUAAUUGAGAUACAUUGAUGGUAAUUGCAUAUUUCUUUCCAUUGUACAAUAUCUUAAUUGAUUCGCAGAUAGUAAUAAUUUCGUACUCUUGAAUGUUUUUUUUUAUUAAAGCAUUACUGUACUAUAUAGAAGCACCAUCGCAAAAUCUCCUCUAGCGCCAUCUCCGGUCAGCAGUAGGUAGUAUGGUCCCGUAACUCCCUGCUUCCCUAGCUGCGCUGUUGAUUCUCGCUUCUCCGUCCCAUGUUUGCGAAGUGGAAAUUAGAUAUAGGGUUAUCCAGUUGAUUAUGAAAGUUCAUCAGUUCCGUAUUUAAAUGUAGAUUGCCUGUACCUAAUGUCACUGUUUAUUUUGUUGCUGUGUUUGUUAAUUUCUGUUGCUGUGAUGUUAUUCAGGUUGGGAUGUUUUAAUU